UGUAUUUAGGUUGUGGGCGGAAGUAUUCCACGUUUCGGCCAGCGGUACCGGGACCGUCAAAUGGCAACAAGUGUCCGAAGAUCUAGUUCCUGUCAACAUCACCUGCAUCCAAGAUUCACCCGAGUGCAUCUUCCACAUCACCGCCUACAACAGUCAGGUGGACAAGAUUCUCGACGUGCGACUAAUUCAACCAGGCACCCGGAUCGGCCAGGCGUCGGAAUGCUUUGUUUACUGGAAAGAUCCGAUGACCAGCGAUACCUGGGGUCUCAACUUUACUUCUCCUAUCGAUGCCAAACAGUUCCGCGAAUGUUGUGCCUCCUCAAGCUAUUCACUAAAACUUGAUCCACCCGGGAAGGGUAAGGUAAAAACGAAAAGAAAACCACUCAGCACCCCGGCGAGUCCGUCGAGGGCCCGUGAACCGCAGUGCACCUGCAUGACCGCCGAGCAGUACGCACGCAUCCGGGCUCAGGAUCCACGCUACCGAGCAUCAUCGACGCUGCCCCGGGCUACCAAUCGUGCCACUGAAACGGAAACGCUCAGGAGUGAGAAGAUUGCCACGGCUACGUCUAGCACUUCACUGUACGACAAUGUCGGAGCAAACACUACUCAGGGAACCGCCAUUAGUACUCAAGAUACCGGUAACCGGCAAACGAAAUCACAGGAAACCAACACGAUGACCAACGUUGGCACCGGGACAUCGUCGACGGUGACGCAGAACCACGUUGGAUCGCAAAUCGGCCAGGAUGAAGCCAACUCCAACAUGGGCACCGGCCAACGAGCCGGCGAGGAAACCUCCAAAUCCGAGGGAACCCAAGCCGGCGGAACACUGCAACAGACGGAACGUUCCACCAAGACGACUUCAACGGGAACGGGAACACGGACGAAGGACUUCAGCGAUGACAUGUCACGCGAACAACACGACAUGCAUCACAACAUCAUCAACAACAACCAGGCCGCCAGGAGGAAUAAGUCCAAGAGCACCGAGGAUAUGAAUGUCGAUACAUCAACAAUGAAGCGCAUGCUGAAACCGAUGCCGAGUGCGGAAAGCCCCGUGACAUCGCCGGAAAUGGGACGUCGACGUUACAAUUACUAUAACUCUGCAACCAACACACCACACACGCAUCAACACGCUAUUCACAAUGCACAUAUGUUAAACAAUAACGGCACCAUCUCACGUAACGCUAGUCAAACUUCCCGCUUUUCCGGAUCAAGAUCGUCUCACGAAAUUGGCAGAGGUCACCAGCACGGGUCUCGUGGACUAUAUCUGGAACUGGAGCGAGAGCGUAGCUGCGCCGAAGGUUCACCCCCAUCGGAUAACGUCAUGUUCGAUAACCAGUGCUACGCAACAACGCCCAGCUCGAGCAAUGGUAAUUCCGAUCAAGAUCAACCACCGUACGGACGGCAAGGUGGCGGCCGGCAUUCACAUCACCAUCAAAAUCCACCAAACGUAACACCCACGCCGGGUUCACCGACCUCUAGAUUGCUGCUGGAGUACGAGAUGCAUCUGCGUAACACUCUGGCCAAGGGCAUGGAUGCCGAAUCGUACAGUCUGCACACGUUCGAGGCAUUGCUGUCGCAGAGCAUGGAAAAUCUGGAAUUGGCCGAAAGCCUGCCGGGCUCCAACCAGCGGAGCCCAUAUCCCAUUCGAAGAAGAUCCUCCGCCAGUGCCAAAUCAUCAACCCUUCCGCUACCCCACCGUCUGGGUCCAGAGCGGCCGCCUCCGGUGCGUGAACGAGACCGAGAUCGCGAUCGUGACGGAUACUACAGCGAUCGCAACGAGCUGAUACGGGAACGCGAGCGGGACCGGGAUCGUGACCGUGGUUAUCUCAGUGAUCACAAUUCAAACUACUCGACCGCAACCCGAUGUGCAUCGUGCAUCGGUGAAUCGGCGCGAGCUCAGUGGUUCCGCCAUUCGGACGGUUGGCGUUCGGGAAGCUCCACCUUCGGGUCUGGCUCCGGGCCGGGUCUGGUGUCGUCUCAAAGUAAUGCCGGCGGCAUUGGAGCUCACAAACGAUCGCCCUGGGAUUCCUUACCUUCACUGCGUCAGGAUUCCAGCCUGAACGAUUCGGGCUACAAGAGCAACCGAGCGGACUCGUUCGAGCAAAGGGGUGUUUUCGAUCGGCAAGACAGCCUACGGUCGGACUACAUGAGCGACCGGGAGCCACGCUAUGGAAUUGUGCAGCAAGCGUCGAUUGACAGCACCGACUCGCGACUGUGCUAUCUGACGUCGUCUGAGGAGCAGCAGCAGCAGCAGCAGAAAGUAGCAGCAGCAGAAAGUAGCAGCAGCAAAAGUAGCAGCAGCAAACAGCAGCAGGAGUGCUUCGGCAAACAUUGUUCUCCACAGUAA
Molecule: messenger RNA, 2347 nt
Organism: Ochlerotatus camptorhynchus
Lineage: Eukaryota; Metazoa; Arthropoda; Insecta; Diptera; Culicidae
Product: protein still life, isoform SIF type 1-like
Exons: 12
Biological process (GO): positive regulation of axonogenesis; activation of GTPase activity; small GTPase-mediated signal transduction
Cellular component (GO): membrane; synapse
Molecular function (GO): guanyl-nucleotide exchange factor activity
Source: RefSeq, a predicted model, not a curated record